Messenger RNA from Miscanthus lutarioriparius, 354 nucleotides. The record is from the annotation of a GenBank genome assembly. Lineage: Eukaryota; Viridiplantae; Streptophyta; Magnoliopsida; Poales; Poaceae.
AUGAGAAUGAUUUGUGUGAGACCAUCUGUACCUUGGGUUUUGCAACAAGAGUCAGAAGUAUUCGCCUGGAAAAUGAAGAACCACAAGGAAGUAAAAGCAAGAAAGGAACAUUUGUUAAUGGAAUUAGAACAGGAGACCAGUGAUCUAGAACAAGAAUGUGAAGGUAUUAUUAGAAAGAUUAAGAAGCUCAAGGAAACAAUUGAGCAUUUUAAAGGGCCUCAACCAUCUGAUGAAACAAAUUUCGACAUUUCACAUCCAUCCAGUGAAGAGCUGAAAAUUGACAUGUCAAAAAAUACAAGGAAUUCAAAGAAUCAGAGAGAUGUUUCUUCCAGGUUACCAAGGUUUAUGAAGUGA